AUGGGUCGGAAACGGCCAUCGAAGUCCGGAUCUGGCUCGUCUCAAGGAUCCGACUCCACAUCCGGCGAUGCUGCUGCAUCAGGCGGAGGUUCGCGUGGUGCCAUGGUGGUCUCUGGUAGCUCUAGCAGCAGGCGAGGCGCAGGCGACAGAGGGGUUUCAUCGCAACAGGAAGAAGGAUCCAAGGGAACGGGUCCUGGUUACCUUGAACCCUCAGAUCCGCGAUUCGCGGAAGUGAAAUCGGAAUGCGAAAAGGCAGUGAAGGCGCUUCGCCGUGGCAACGCUCCGAAAGCGGUGAAGCUUAUAAAGGAAGUCACCGGUAAAUUCUCGUCCGUUCCGCUGUGCCACCGCGUGAACGGACACAUCCACCUGAAACUCGCGAACAUGAUCGAGGAUGCUUCCACGAAGCAGCGCCAUCUACGCACCGCGUUAGAAUCCGCGCUUAAAGCCACGGAACUCUCCCCGAACUCCGUCGAAUACUCCCACUUCUACGCGCAGCUUCUCUUCGAAGCGGCCGACGGGCGUGACUAUAGCGAGGUGCUGCGCGAGUGCGAGCGCGGCCUGGGGAUCGAAUCGCCGGUAGAUCCGGCGAAGGAGAGCCUGCAGGAGGAGAGUCAGCAGGAGCUGGCGACGCCGGCGGAGCGCGUGACGCACGUGCAGAACGAGCUGCGCGGGUUGCAGCAGAAGGCCAACAUCGCGUCGUUCUCGACCAUCUGGCGCAGCUUCGGCAACGGCGCGGACGAGCGGUUCAAAUUUUUGCAGGUGAAGAUCUCAGACGACCCCAUCGAGCUGCGCAAGUCUUUCCCCCUCCCUCCUUCCGUCUUCCUCAGACGUUCCUCUUCCCGCCUCCCCCACCCCCCCUGCCCCUCUUCCCCGGCCCUCGCUCAAAAGCAGGUGAAGAAGAUCUCAGACGAUCCCAUUGAGCCGCGCUCUUCGCUGCCGCCGCGGCGCAUCCACGAGGUGAAGCGCGUGGUGCGCACGCUGGAGGAGCGCCGCCAGGAGAUCAAGGUGCGCACGCUGGAGGAGCGCCUCCCUUUCAAGCUCCCCGAGGAGCCGUGCCAGGAGCAGUUCGGCCGUACAGCAGCAGCACUUCUGAGACGUCUGAAAACGCUUCCCUCCUGCCCUCCCUCUUCCCCACACCCCGCCCUCUUCCCCACCCGCCUCCCUCUGUUCCCCUCCCCCUCCAAAAGCAGGGCGCAAUCAGCUAUAGAGGAGAAGGUGGAGAAGGUGCGGCCGUUUUGGAAGGCGCUGGGGCAGGAGGAGAAGGAUAAGAUUCUGGAUAUUCCCAUUGCUGACGUGUGCGAGGGCCUUGCCAAGUCAGCACGCGGCGGGAAGGGGGCGGGGGUGGGGAGCGCGGGCGGAGGGGGAGGCACAGGAGGCGGAGGCGGAGGCGGAGGGGGAGGGGGAGGGGAAGGUGGAGGCGGAGGCGGAGGCGGAGGCGGAGGAGGAGGAGGAAGAGGGGGAGGGCAUGUAUCUGCGAUCAGCUGCGGUGGUGGUACCGUCGGCUUGGGUGGGGAAUCUGCGGCGUCAGCUGCGGCAGCAGCAGCUGCAGCCGAGGAGCUUAUGUCAGAAGCGCUGAGUUUCGCCAAGGAGAGAAAACACUGGCAGUUCUGGGCGUGCUGUCUGUGCGACGAGAGGUUUAUAGACGCGGAGUCGUUUCAGGCGCACAUGCAGGAGGAGCAUAUAGGGAAGCUGAGCGCGGAGCAGGAGAGAAUGAUUCCCGAGGAGGAGACGCUUUCUUGGGAGGAGAUUUUUACGAGGUUGGAUGUUACGCCUGUGGAUGGGAUUGAGGCGGUGAGGAGGCUUGUAGAGGGGAUGAGUGGGGCGGGUGGUGGGGUGGGUGGGGAGGGGGGUGGGAAGGGUGUGGAGGAGAGAGAGGGGAAGAGGAAGGGGAAUGAGGAGGGUGGUGAAGGCGAGGAGGAAGAGGAGAAGGAGGGGAAGGAGGAGAAAGAGGAAGAGAAGGAUGAAGCGUGUGCGAUGGAGCUGGAUGGGGAGGGAACAGAGGAGGGAGAAGCGGAGGGAGCAAAGGAAGGAGCAGAGAAGGGAGCGGAGGAGGGAGCAGAGAAGGGAGCGGAGGAGGGAGCCAAGAAUGGAACGGAGGAGGGAGGUGAGAAGGGAGAAGGGGAGGGAGCAGAGGAGGGAGAUGUGGAUAUCGAGAAGGGAGUGGCCGCUGCUCUAGGCGAGACCAAAGGCGGGAGUGAGAAGGGGAAGAAGGGGGGCAGUUUGGGGGAUUCGGGAUCCGGAAAGGAUUCAGGCGAGGAGGAGAGAGAGAUGGAGGGUGAGGAGGAAAGUAAGGAGGUGAAAGUGGGUAGUGGCAGGGAUGGGAAAGAGGGGGGUGCGGGAGAGGAUGAGGAAGACGAAGAAGAAGAUGAGGAGGAGGAGGACGAGGAGGAGGAGGAGGAAGAAGAGGUGCAAGCCAUGGCGGAGAGAGCUUUAGAGGCGCCUGCCGUGCCUCAGAAGUCGUUGCAGGUGCAAGGCAUGGCAGAGAGAGUGCAGAAGGGUUUGGCGGAGAGCGGGGGGAGUAGUGCAGGUAAAAUGGAAGAGAAGAGUGGGGAGGAGAAGGGUGGGGAGGAGAAGGGAGAGAAGGGUGGAGAGGAGAAGGGAGGGAAGGGUGGAGAGGAGAAAGGAGAGAAGGGUGGAGAGGAGGCGGGUGCAGCUGUUGCGGCUGUUUGGGAUGAUGAAGAUUCACUUAAGUGGCCGGAUAAGGGCGGGCUCGCUAAGGAGCAAAUGGAGGAGGGAGCAUGUAAGGAACGUUCCUUAGGCACGACUUUUGAGGAAGAGGGGACUUAUAAGGCGUCUCCUAAGGGGUCUCUUGCACGCCCUCCAGUCACCUUCACCCCGUCGCCAGUCUUCGUGCGUUUCCUGCCGGCGCGCGAUAUACAGGAGCUGCAGGCGUACCUGCUAGAAGCGGAACAGGGGGCGUACUAUAACGAGAACAAGGAGGCUGUGCUGCCGGACAGGCUCCUGCUAGAUGAGGAGUUCACGAGAAUCAUUCUAGAUGAGCGUGUGUUGAAGGACGUUGCGGAAGAGCCGAAGCUGCCGUUUAGGGAUGCUGUAGGGGGGAGGGUGGAGGCAGGAAGGGGGGAUGGAGGGAAGGAGGAGGCGGGAGAGGGAGGAGGGAAGGGGGGUGCUGCUGACGGUGGUGAUGCUGGGGAUGCUGAUGGUGGUGGUAGGGCUAAACAGGGGGGAGAGCAGGAGGGAAAGGAAGCUGGGAAGGAGGUGAAGGGAGAGGGGCAGAAGGAGGCGAAGGGAGAGGGGCAGAAGGAGGCAAAGGGAGAGGGGCAGGAGGAAGAGGGUCAGAAGGAGGGGAAGCGGAAAGACGGGAGGAAGGAGGGGAAGCAGAGGGACGGGAAGGGUGAGGAGGCGAAAGCAGCAUCAAAAGGCGAGGGGGAGGGGGAGAAGGAGGAGAAGGGGGAGAAGGGGGAGAGGGAGAAGGAGGAGAAGGGGGAGAAGGAGGAGAAGGGGGAGAAGGAGGAGAAGGAGGAGAAGGGGGAGAAGGGGGAGAAGGGGGAGAGGGAGAAGGAGGAGAAGGGGGAGAAGGAGGAGAAGGGGGAGAAGGAGGAGAAGGAGGAGAAGGGGGAGAAGGAGGAGAAGGAGGAGAAGGGGGAGAAGGAGGAGAAGGGGGAGAAGGAGGAGAAGGAGAAGGGGGAGAAGGAGAAGAAGGAAGAGAAGGAGGAAGGGGGGGAGGAGGAGGAGGAGUUGACAGUAGCUGUGCCCGAGGACCCGAGUAUGAAGUGGCCUCUGCCGCUGAUGCGCGUGCGGAGAGGCGAAGGAGCAGCGGGAGGAGCAGGGGGGCCGGUGAGUGGGGGAUCACAAACAGCAGCGGGAGGGGGCGGAGGGGCGGGACCCAGUGCUGGUACCCCUGCUUCUGGUGCCGGUGCUGGCGCUGGGGGUGGAGGUGGUGGUACUUCUACUUCUGCUGCUGCUGCUGCUGCUGCUGGUGCUGGUGGUGCGACUGGUGGUGCUGCUGACGUGCCCAAGCAUGACGAUCUGCAGCUCGCUUGGAUCUUCGGGCGAAUGGAUUAUGAGAUGGCAGCGCCAGCGUGGCGGUGUGCUUAUAAAGAGGGCCUGGAGAAGGCGAGGGAGGUGAUGGAGGGGCUAGACACGGAGUACAACUCGUUAAAGUCACAAUGCGAUAGAAGGAUAGAGCUGGGGAUUGCGGAGCGGAAGCUGAGGAGGAUAGAGAGGCUGUUUGAGAAGGAGAGGAGGCGGAGGGAGAGGGACCCGGGGUAUCCGCGCGUGCUGUGUGGCGAUCUGCUCUCCCUCGGGCCCUCCCAUCGGUGCUGCACAUUCUCUCUUCCCCCCAACCUGCAAUCACUCUUUCCCUCCCCUUCCAACACCACCCGCCCCCUUCCUCCCCCACCUCCCUUCAGCCUCGCAUGCCGUGUGGCCAUCUGCUCUCCCUGGCGCCCUCGCAUCCGAACGGCACAUUCUCUCUUCCUCCCCCGCACCAACCAACCCCCCCCAAUCAUUCUCCCCCUCCCCCGCCCCCUCCCUCUUCCGCUCCCCCUUCCCUCCCCCUACCCCCUCAGCCUCGCAUGCCGUGUGGCGAUCUGCUCUCCCUCACGCCCUCCCAUCUGGCCGGCACAUUCUCUUCCCCACCCGGCACCAAACAACCCCCCCAAUCAUUCUUCCCCUCCCCCGCCCCCUCCCUCUUUCGCUCCCCCUUCUCUCCCCAUUCCCCCUCAGCCUCGCAUGCCGUGUGGCGAUCUGCUCUCCCUCACGCCCUCCCACCUGGGCGGCACUGACUCGGAUGAGGACGAGCACGACAGCUGGCGCGGGCCGGAGUUUGCCGCCCAGCUGGACCUGCGCAUGGAGGGCGCGAUUCGGAGCCACAGGAGCAGCAUUCUGGCGGAGGUAGGGUUUAAGGGAAGAGGGAAAGGCAGCAGGUUGGGUUUGUCUGUGGACUUUAGAAUGGGGGGUAGGGGAGGUGGGGAAUGGACUGAUGGAGAGAAGGAGCAAGCAGAGGAGAGGAUUCUGUGCCAUCUGGAGGCGGUGCAGAAGGCCAACGCGAAGCUCCACCAGGCGUCAGUUUUCGACUACCGUGCUGCCAUGCUGCCCAUCGUCAAGACCUUCCUGCAGGUGGGGAUGGUGCUACCAGGUGGGGAUGGUGCUACCAGGUGUGGUGAGUGCUGCUGCCUGGCAUCUGUCUUUGACUGCCGUGCUGCCAUGCUGCCCAUCGUCAAGACCUUCCUGCAGGUGGGGAACUGUUUUGAGGUAUGUGUGCAUGUUGCUCCCACCCUGGCGUCGGUCUUUGACUGCCGUGCUGCCAUGCUGCCCAUCGUCAAGACCUUCCUGCAGGUGGGGAUGGUGCUACCAGGUGGGGAUGGUGCUACCAGGUGUGGUGAGUGCUGCUGCCUGGCAUCUGUCUUUGACUGCCGUGCUGCCAUGCUGCCCAUCGUCAAGACCUUCCUGCAGGUGGGGAACCGUUUUGAGGUAUGUGUGCAUGUUGCUCCCACCCUGGCGUCGGUCUUUGACUGCCGUGCUGCCAUGCUGCCCAUCGUCAAGACCUUCCUGCAGGUGGGGAUGGUGCUACCAGGUGUGGUGGGGAACUGUUUUGAGGUAUGUGUGCAUGUUGCUCCCACCCUGGCGUCGGUCUUUGACUGCCGUGCUGCCAUGCUGCCCAUCGUCAAGACCUUCCUGCAGGUGGGGAACUGUUUUGAGGUAUGUGUGCAUGUUGCUCCCACCCUGGCGUCGGUCUUUGACUGCCGUGCUGCCAUGCUGCCCAUCGUCAAGACCUUCCUGCAGGUGGGGAACUGUUUUGAGGUAUGUGUGCAUGUUGCUCCCACCCUGGCGUCGGUCUUUGACUGCCGUGCUGCCAUGCUGCCCAUCGUCAAGACCUUCCUGCAGGUGGGGAUGGUGCUACCAGGUGUGGUGAGUGCUGCUGCCUGGCAUCUGUCUUUGACUGCCGCGCUGCCAUGCUGCCCAUCGUCAAGACCUUCCUGCAGGUGUGGUGAGUGCUGCUGCCUGGCAUCUGUCUUUGACUGCCGUGCUGCCAUGCUGCCCAUCGUCAAGACGUUCCUGCAGGUGGGGAACUGUUUUGAGGCAUGUGUACAUGUUGCUCCCACCCUGACGUCGGUCUUUGACUACCGCGCUGCCAUGCUGCCCAUCGUCAAGACCUUCCUGCAGAACCGCCUCGAGCAAGCAGCGGAGCAGGAUGCACAAAAACGUUCUGACGCUGCCCAAGAGGCGUUCCUUGCUGAGCUGGACAAGCAGGGGCAGGUGGAAAAGAACCGGGAGAAAAAGAAGGGCAAGGAGCGUGCCAAGAGUGGGAAGGGUGGUGGUGGGGGAGGAGGCGCAGGGGGAGGAGUAACAGGAGGAGGAGGAGGGGAGAGUACUGGUAGGGUGGCAGGAGCAGAGGGAGGAGGAGAGGGCGAAGGAAGAGAGAUAGGGAGCAGUAGUCAGCUAAGGGACAGUGACAUGGAAGGAGUGAAUGAGGGCGAGGAGGAAGGGGAGGGGGGCAGAGGAGGACAAGUGGAGAAGAGGCAGGCAGUGGGAGAGAGAGACGGAGAAAAAGGAGAGAGAGAGAAGAGAGAGAAGAGGGAGAGGGAGAGGGUAAGGGAGAGGGAGAGGGUGCCACAGAGUGCGGCAGAGAGGGAGGAGGAGGCCCAGAGGCGGAGGGAGCAACAGGAGAUUCUGAGGCAGCAGCAGGAGAUGGAGGACGAGGAGAGGAAACUAGAAUGGGCUUUGUCUCUCCAGAGACAAGCAGAGGAAGCGGCGAAACGGCAGAGAAUGGCCGAAUUGGAACGGCUCAGGCUGAUGGGUGGUGGUGGGGAGGCUAAGUCAGGGGGAGGUGGAAGUGGUGGGGUGCAAGAGGUGAGGGUAGGGAUGGGGGGGGUGGAAGGGGGGAUGGUGAGAGGGAGGCAAGGGGAAUGGGAGGAUGGGAGUUGUGAGGGGUCGAGCUGGGAGAGGGCUAAUGGAGGUUCUGGGUUCGGGGUUUUGCAAGAGACGGCGGUGGUGCAGGGGGCGGAAGGGUUUGCUGCAGGUGCCGGUGCUAAGGAAGAGGUCGGUGUGAGGGUGGGAGGAGAGUCAGGUGAGUCAACCCAGAAGCAGAAGCGGAAGCAGGGAGGCCAGCAGGGAGGCCAGCAGGGAGGCCAGCAGGGAUGCCAGCAGGGGGGCCAGCAGCAGCAGGAGGGAAAGCAGCAUGGGCGGCAACAACAGCAGCAGCAGCAGGUGGGGGUGGGCGUUGUGACGCAAGCAGGGGAGGCAGGAGCUUUGGCAAACGGCAUUCCGGCGUCCGGGUUGGUCUCAGGUGAUCGGUCAGGUGGCAUAGUGCGCACUAUAGCGAGUUCGAGCCAACGUUUGGGGCACAAGGGCCGCGGGAGAGACGUUGCUGUGCCUCCAUCCCUGCAGCAGCAGAAAGUGGCGAAUCAGCAAAACGAGUUGCAGAUGUUCAGGGCAGGGCAGGGUCAAACUCAGGGUGCUGCUGCUGCCCCUCCUCCUGCGAAUGCUGGGCUGCUGGGAGCACCUCUCGCGCAGAGAGCUGGUUCAGGUGAAAAUUCAGGUGCUGCUGCAGGCAGCGGUGGUGCUGUGUCUGAUGGAGGGAGUGCAGGUGGGUCUGGCGAAGGGGGGGGGGUAGGCGGUGGCAAGAAUAGGUCGAGGCGAAAGAGGGGCGGCAAGGGCAAGGCAGGCGGAAUGGGUGGGCAGAUGGAGGGGGGAUUCCAGGGGGGAGGUGGUUUGCAGGCGGGAGGGGGUUUGCAGGCGGGAGGGGGUUCACAGGUAGGCGCACGUUUUCAAGCAGGAGAGGGUUCAGAAGGAAGCGGAGGGGCAGCUGAAGGUGGAGGUGCCACUGCUGCUGCUGCUGCACUGGGCGCGGGCAGUGCUUUUGAGGCGCCUCAAAAGUCUGCACUGGGCGCGGGCAGUGGCACAGACAAGGGCGUAGAAGGAAAUGUGAUGCAAGUGCAGCAGCAAUUACAGGGACAGGUGCAGCAGCAGCCGCAGCCACAGCAGCAUUCACAGAAGCAGCAGCAGCAGCAGCAGCAUCAACAGGUGCCCCAGCAGCAGCAGCAGUCGCAGGGUCCAGUGCAACAACAGCCGCAGCAGCAGCAGCAGCAGCAGCACCCAUCCCAGUUGCCACCGCUCCUGCCCUUAGUACCUGCUACCACUGUGGCUGCUGCUGCUGGGGUGGUGGGAGUAGCAGUUGCGGCUGGUGGUUUAGUGGGUGGGGAGGGAAGGGGUAUGCCGGGGGGUGGGGUGAUGGGUCACAGGGGGAGGAGAGACAGGGUCGGGCUGGGGCUUGGCCGGGGCAGAUGGGCGGAGGUAUGGGGCCAGGUAUGGGAGGAGGUAUGGGUGGUGGAGGGAUGGGUGGAAGCAUGGGAGGAAGCAUGGGAGGAGGCAUGGGUGGAGGUAUGGGUGGAGGUAUGGGAGGAGGCAGCAGCUGCUGCAACAGCAGCAGCAGCAGCAGCAGCAGCAGCAGCAGCAGCAGCAGCAGCAGCAGCAGCAGCAGCAGCAGCAGCAGCAGCAGCAGCAGCAGCAGCAGCAGCAGCAGCAGCAGCAGCAGCAGCAGCAGCAGCAGCAGCAGCAGCAGCAGCAGCAGCAGCAGCAGCAGCAGCAGCAGCAGCAGCAGCAGCAGCAGCAGCAGCAGCAGCAGCAGCAGCAGCAGCAGCAGCAGCAGGGCAGCAGGGGCAGCAGCAGCAGCAGCAGCAGCAGGGGCAGCAGCAGCAGCAGCAGCAGCAGCAGCAGCAGCAGCAGCAGCAGCAGCAGCAGCAGCAGCAGCAGCAGCAGGGGCAGACCAUCGCUGCAACCUCCCUGUCCGUUUCAGCUCCCCACAAACCCGGACUUGAUGGCUCGGCAGGAGCUUCGGUCGCCGGGCCUGCUGGUUUGGCGAGUCUGGUUCCAGGGCCGGUUGGGUACAUGGGGACGCAGGGAGGUGCCGGUGCUGCUGCUGCUGCUGCCACUGGUGGUGGUGCUGGCGACGGUGCUACUCCUUCCCAUGCUCAAUAUCCCCAUGCAGCCACUCUCUAUGCCCCUCCAGGCUUGCAUCCCUCCUUCCAAGGAGCACCAGUUGCAGGGGCAGUAGCAUCAACAGCAGGCGCAGCAGCAGGGCAGAUGGAACGUGCAGCAGCGGCGGCAGCGGGGGUGGGGGGAGAUCCGGCAGUGGUUAUGGCGUACCCUGCUGGGACUGCUCCUGGUGGGCUGGGUGCGUUGGGCAGGCAGGCAGGCGCAGCAGUGGCGGGGCAAGGAGGAGAAAGAGGGGAACGAGGGCAAGUAGGGCAAGCAGGGCAAGGAGGGGCGGUGGAGAUUGAGGAGGGGGGGGAGGAGUGGGAGGAGGAGGGUGGGAGGGAGCGGGUAGAGGGUAGUGAAAGGUUGAUGGGGGAAGGAAUGGAGGUUGGAAGAGACGGAGGAGAGAUGGGAGGAGAGGUGGGAGGGGAGAUGGGAGGGGAGGAGGGAGGAGCGGAGGGAGGAGCGGAGGGAGGAAUGGUGGGAACAGAGGUUGAAGGGAGGAGCGCCGCUGUGGAUAACGAGGAGGAGGAUGAGCAGUUUCAAGCGGACCUGCAACGAGCCAUGCAACAGAGCAUAGAGGAUCUGGAGCGUUCGUCUCACUCCCACUACUACCACUCGGCCGCCCGGCCGCCCCCCGAGCACCAAUCAGAAGCAGCCCUAAACCCCGCCAGCUCAGGAAGAAGCUCCGACAGCCUGGCAGCAGCGCCUGCCACGUCAGCAGACUGGGAUGCCAGCGUGGCGCUGACGCUACGAGAGGAGAGUGGGGAGUCGAGAGAGGGAGGAGGGGGAGGGGAGGGGGGAAUGGAGGUGGAAGUGAGGGGGGGCGGAGGGGGAGGAGGGGCGGUGGAGAUGGUGUGGGGUGGUGCAGCAGGGGAGGAGGGGCUGGUGGGGCUGAGGAAUGAGAUCGGCGAGUACAACUGCUUCCUCAAUGUCAUCAUUCAGUCCCUGUGGCACUUGCGCAGUGCCAUGUUUGCCGACUCUGAGUUCUUCCAACAGUCUCAGAUGAAUGAUGCUUCAGAGGUUCUCCCAGUCAUCUUCGACUGCCUCCACCGAGCCUUCGCCGAACCUGCCUCCGAACCUGCAGGUGGGGCAUCUGGUUCGGCAUCAGAAGGAGCUUCCAGUGUCAAAUCCACAGCUGUCAACUUUUCGACAGAUCAUUCUUUUAUUGACCCGGGCAGCAGUGCAGCCAAUCAGAAGCAGGCAGGAAGCUGGGACUGUCCAGCCUCAACAGCAGCUUGGGACCGAGCCUACCUCGCAGCUUCGGCAGACAGCUCAGGCCUGGGUGCUGGGCCUGUGCCUAACCAGACCACAGCUCCAGGGCAGAGACACGAUGUAGGCUCGGCAGCAGGCUCGGGGACAGCCUCGGGGAGUGGGGCAGCUGCUGUGUCUGCUUCUCCCCUCUCCUAUGGUGCUGUUGUUGCCAGAGGGAAGGGCGGAGCCAACACUACUGCAGCUUCUGCCGCUGCUGCGGCUGGGAAUGCUAGGAAACCCGGUGAGGGUUUAGGAUCAGGUGGUAGAUUAGGGGACAGUGUAGCAACAGGAGUAGGAGCAGGAGGAGCAGGAGGAGCAGGAGGGGAAGCAGGUGCAGGUGUGGGUGCAGCAGCAGAGGCGGCAGGGGAGGCGGCAGGGGCGGCGUGCAUAGCGCACGGGCUGUUUGGGCUGGAUGUGACUGAGAUGAUGCAGUGCUCUCGCUGCGGCCUGCAGUCCCGCCAGAUGCGCUACUCCUCCUUCUUCCACCACACCAACGCCACUGCUCUCAGAUUAUCCAAGCUGGGCAACCCUAAUUGUCGCAUGGACGAGCUGCUAGCGGGCAUGGAGCAGCAUCAUCUACUGCCAUGCGACAUGGAGGUGGGGGGAUGUGGGCACCCCAACGCCAUUCAGCACGUGCUGCGCCGCGCUCCACCCAUCUUCACCACUGUCCUGGGAUGGCAGAGCGACAGGGAGGAAGCAGAGGACAUAGGCCUCACACUGGCAGCGCUGGACGUGCACAUGGACGUGGGUGUGGUGUAUCGGGGCCUGCCGGGGCCGCAGAGGGUGCGCGUGGUGUGUGUGGUGUGCUACUACGGGCGGCAUUACCACUGCUUCUCGUUCCAUGCGGACCUGGGCAAGUGGGUCAUGUUCGACGAUACCACUGUCAAGGUGGUUGGGGGCUGGGCAGACGUGGUCAGCUCAUGCACCAGAGGCCGCCUGCAGCCGCAAGUGCUCUUCUAUGAGGCAUGCUAG
Molecule: messenger RNA, 11163 nt
Organism: Closterium sp. Naga37s-1
Lineage: Eukaryota; Viridiplantae; Streptophyta; Zygnematophyceae; Desmidiales; Closteriaceae
Source: the annotation of a GenBank genome assembly